Messenger RNA from Trichomonas vaginalis G3, 549 nucleotides. Its product is annotated as positive regulation of nuclear-transcribed mRNA poly(A) tail shortening. Gene Ontology annotation, biological process: positive regulation of translational initiation; positive regulation of nuclear-transcribed mRNA poly(A) tail shortening; transcription initiation at RNA polymerase II promoter. The transcript has a single exon. Gene Ontology annotation, molecular function: single-stranded DNA binding; single-stranded RNA binding; translation initiation factor binding. Gene Ontology annotation, cellular component: P-body; RNA polymerase II, core complex. The record is from RefSeq and is a predicted model, not a curated record. Lineage: Eukaryota; Parabasalia; Trichomonadida; Trichomonadidae. Bases 1 to 549 code for a protein of 182 amino acids.
AUGUCAAAUUUUAAAUGGGCGGCUUUGACAAUGUUUUUCGAGGUAGAAUUAGAGCAUCAGCUUAAACUUCUACCAAUAUUCCUUUCACAAGGAACAAGCCAGACAAUUGAAAAGCAGUUGAAACAUCAGAAAGAAGGCCAGUUUAUGCUUGGCAAAGGCCUUAUUUUGAAAAUUACAAAGAUUAUUGAAAUUGGAAAAGGCCGCGUUUCAUCAAGAACUGGCUGUGCCUCAUACAGCGUUAAAUUUAAAGCUCUUGUUCUCAGACCUUACGAAGAUUUAGUUAUCGACGCUAAAAUUAUGAUCCUCAAUGAAUUUGCGAUCAUGGCUAAUGCAGGACCGUUAACGGUCGCUGUUCCAAAGACCCUCCUAGAAAAGGAUUAUGAUUUUGAACCAGAAACCCUUACAUACAAACAAAAGAAUGGAGGAAAGACUCUUGGAUCCAAGACAGUCAUCCGUGUAAAAAUCAUCACAGCUGUUCCUCAUAAGGAUCAAAUCCAUAUCUCCGCUACUGGUAAUCUUAUUGACCCAAUCCUUGGUGUCAUCGGUUAA